GAAUUAGUUUAUUUCUUUACUUAUUAUCGAAAACACAUCGCAUUUUAAAAUGACAACUAAAAAUUGUCUUGCAAUUAAAUUGCUAAUAUUAAUAUUAUUAAAUAUAAUAUGUUUUGUAAAAACUUCAUUAGUUCUUAAUAACAAUUACUUUGCAGUUGAGGAAGGCUCUGGUUUCGAUACCGAUUUGAUAUCUGUUAAUAGUUUUGGAACUCAUGUAGCAACACAUGAUCAAAAUGUUGCCGUUAUGGAAGAGAAAAUAAAAUCUUUGGCAGAAACCUUUAACCAACUGGAACAGAAAAUAAGCAGUCUUAUCAAUGAUAAUAUGGAAUUGUUGGAAGACAAAUUUCAGAAAAUAAUGGACGAUAAAGUAUCAAAUAUGAAUCAAAUAGUCGAAGAAAAAAUUAAAAUGAUCGGUGACGGCAAACCCACUUACAAUGUGCAGGAAUUAAAAUGUUUCAAUAAUCGUUUACCCAAAAGUUGCUAUGAUAUUAGCGAAUGUCAUAAUAACAUCUACAGUAUAAUGUUACCGGAAAUCAGCAAUAAAUCGUUUCCAGCUGUAUGUGAUUUAAAAUCUCUGGAUGGUGGUUGGACCAUUAUACAGCAACGUCAAGAUGGUUCUGAAAAUUUCUUUAGAAAUUGGACAGAUUACGUAGAAGGAUUCGGUAAUUUGAAAGGCGAAUUUUUUAUAGGCUUAGAAAAACUUUACGCCCUUACCUCGCUGAAUGAGCCUCAAGAAUUAUAUAUAAAAUUACAAGAUUUUGAAGGUGAAACACGUUAUGCUAGAUAUGGGAAAUUUAAAGUUGAUUCUAAGAGUACAGAUUACACGUUAACUGUGGGAGAUUACUCUGGAAAUGCUGGCGAUUGUUUAAGUCAACAUAAUGGUUAUAAGUUUUCUACCCAGGAUCGGGAUAAUGAUAUACAACCCACCAGAAACUGUGCUAAACACUGGAAGGGAGCUUGGUGGUAUAUGAAUUGUUUUCAUAGUAACUUAAAUGGCGAAUAUUUGGCUGGAAAAAUUAAAGCUUCAGAAGGAGGUAUAUCCUGGUGUGGAUUUCGUAACUACGGAUAUUCUCUAAAGUCCGUGCAAAUGAUGAUACGAACAAGGAAUAAUUGAAAUUAGAACUGGACAUUGUUAAAAAAUAAACAGUAGAUUUAAGUAUCUGCGUAUAAGAAAUCAUAUGUUAAAAUAGUGGGUAACUGUUUAUUCAGUAAAAAAUACUCUCUUAAAAUUCAAGAUAAAUAAGUUAUUACUUAUGCAACAAUAAAAUAAGUAGUUACAUGUUA
Messenger RNA from Lucilia cuprina (Australian sheep blowfly), 1284 nucleotides. RefSeq names its product microfibril-associated glycoprotein 4-like. The record is from RefSeq and is a predicted model, not a curated record. Bases 50 to 1114 code for a protein of 354 amino acids. The transcript has 6 exons. Lineage: Eukaryota; Metazoa; Arthropoda; Insecta; Diptera; Calliphoridae.